Messenger RNA from Caenorhabditis elegans, 948 nucleotides. It is a transcript of the gene cdr-1, whose product is annotated as CaDmium Responsive. Bases 68 to 901 code for a protein of 277 amino acids. The transcript has 6 exons. Lineage: Eukaryota; Metazoa; Nematoda; Chromadorea; Rhabditida; Rhabditidae. The record is from RefSeq and is marked reviewed.
AUUAUGUCAUCGGGGUGGCAAGUAUAUAAAGGAAUGCUGUAAAAAGAUAUGUACUACUGUCUCAAGUAUGUUGGAUUCAUGUUUGAUUAUUACUGCUGCGCUGUUUGGAGCCGCUGUCAUUUACUUGAAAAAUUUCUUCACUGUUCCUAGCAUUAAACCAAAACCUGAUAUUCACAAAAAAGACUACAAAAAGGAUGUAGUCUAUCUGUAUCAGAUGAAGAGACUCAAGAACUGUCCGAACUUGUCCCCUUUCUGCAUGAAAAUCGAGAUUCUUUGUAGAAUCUUCAAGAUUCCUUACGAGAUUAUCACAUGCACCUCUGAACGCUCUCGGAAUGGAUUGGUCCCUUUCGUUGAACUCAAUGGAGAGCACAUUGCUGAUUCUGAUCUUAUCGAAAUGCGCUUGAGAUCACAUUUUAAAAUUCCGUCGCUUCCAACUGAGCUGGAAACUCAAUCUGUUGCUCUAAGCAAGUUUGCAGAUCACCAUUUGUUCUUCGUACUUAUACGAUUUAAAAUUGCUGUCGACGAAUUCUACAAAACCAUUAUUGAAAUAAUCGGUCUCCCAACCUUCCUGAAUUUCCUUCUCAUGCCCCUUUUGAAGGCUAUAAUCGGGAAAAAUGUCUACAACAAAUGUCAGGGAGCCAUUGGAGAUUUUGAAUUGAGUGAGCUCGACGAGAUUCUUCACAGAGAUUUGCGAAUCGUAGAGAACACCUUGGCCAAGAAAAAGUUUCUUUUCGGGGAGGAAAUCACGGCGGCGGAUGCAACAGUCUUCUCUCAAUUGGCAACUGUCUAUUAUCCAUUCCGCAAUCACAUUUCGGAUGUUCUCGAAAAGGACUUCCCAAAGUUAUUGGAGUACUGUGAAAGAGUUCGUCAUGAAGUUUACCCAAAGGACUUUACUAUGUGAAUUAAAUUGUCAAACUAGUAGUCAGAUCAAUAAAAUUUUACGUGGUG